AUGGAUGAUUUAGCUCUCCUGGACCUGUUGGAGUGUCCUGUGUGCUUUGAAAAGCUCGAUGCCACCGCAAAGGUGCUACCUUGCCAGCACACUUUCUGCAAGCCCUGUCUGCAGAGGAUCCUGAAAUCCCAGAAGGAGCUCAGGUGCCCCGAGUGCCGGACCCUGGUGCUCUGCAGCAUCGAGCAGCUGCCCUCCAACCUGCUCCUCAUCCGCCUCCUGGAUGGAGUCAGGUGCGGACAGAAUGUUACCAGGUUUGGCUCGAUCCAGAGGUCGGGGGUCCUGUCAUCCCCCGCCUCCGUCAGGAGAGUCCCCAGGGGGUUGCAACUUCAUCAGCACCGGCUGGCGAUAAAUCCCAGGAUCCACAUGGACGGGGUCCCGCGAGCCAAGGCCCUGUACACCUACCGGGGGCACAACCCUGGGGAGCUGAGGUUCAACAAGGGGGACAUCAUCGUGCUGCUCCGACAGCUGGAUGAGAACUGGUACCUGGGGGAGGUCAACGGGAUCAGCGGCGUUUUCCCAGCCAGCUCCGUGCAAGUCAUCAAGCACCUGCCCCUGCCUCCACCCCUUGGCCGAGCGCUCUACAGCUUGGACCUGAGGAGCAGGGAUAAGACUGAAAACAAGGACUGCCUGACAUUCCAUAAGGCAAACACCACUGCGAGGCAGCUCCUGCAGACCACCAAAACCCACUGGUCCCCUCAGUUUAAGUGUGCGUCCCUACGAACAGUGUCUCCCAAAGCCAAGGGCGCCGAUCCGCCGGCUUUCCCCAAGGCGCCCGACUCCAGGCGGAAGAGCCUGCGGCAGUUCUCCAUCACCACUGCCCUCAACACCCUCAACCGGAUGGUCCACGCGCCCGCCGAGCGGCAGGCGCUGGAGAUCAGCUCCCCCGUGCUCAUCAGCUCCAGCAACCCCUCCGUGGCCACCCAGGGCGGCGAGAAAGCGGAGCUUCCCUACAGCACCCCUCUCCAGGUCAGUGCAACGUACUACCCCGCGCCAGGAGCACUGGGGCACUCGGCAGCCAUCGUCACCCUUCCCCACCUGCAGCACCACAUGUCAGCGUAUAUGUGCGUGGCUCUCCAUUCCUACGCGGCUCACGGACCGGACGAGCUGGAGCUGCAGAAGGGAGAAGGGGUCCGCGUCUUCGGGAAGGACCACGACGGGUGGCUGCGGGGCAUGUCCCUCGUCACGGGGAGAGUGGGGACCUUCCCCAGCAACUACGUCGCUCCCCUCUUCAGGAAAUCCAACCUCUCCGACUCAAAGAUGCCUUCCCUGUACGCCUCAUGGACGCUGUCGACCUCCUCGCUCUCCUCCCAAGGCAGCAUCUCGGAAAACGGGCCCAGACAAAGCCUAGCCCUGAAGCCGGCGCUGCUGCCCGUGCCCGUCACCUCGCCGGGGAGGAGCGCGGCUGCGGCAGGACAGGCAUCACUGCGCCACGGCCGCGGCAGCAUGAGGAAGAAUGGGUCCCUGCAGAGGCCGGGGCAGGUGGGGACCCCCGUGCAGGUUGCCGGCUCCCUCAGGCGUCCUCUCGCGGCUGCGCUCCGGCCUCAGCAGUUCCAGCUCUACCAGCCCGCCAGCCCCCAGCUCCACAACAUCCCUCCAGGAGCUGGCGUGGAGGCAGGAAUGAG
Eurypyga helias (sunbittern) is the source of this 1622-nucleotide messenger RNA. RefSeq names its product putative E3 ubiquitin-protein ligase SH3RF2. The transcript is spliced from 7 exons. Gene Ontology annotation, cellular component: nucleoplasm. The record is from RefSeq and is a predicted model, not a curated record. Lineage: Eukaryota; Metazoa; Chordata; Aves; Eurypygiformes; Eurypygidae. The annotation marks the transcript as partial. Gene Ontology annotation, biological process: negative regulation of apoptotic process; protein ubiquitination; positive regulation of JNK cascade. Gene Ontology annotation, molecular function: ubiquitin protein ligase activity; protein phosphatase 1 binding.